This is a messenger RNA of Boleophthalmus pectinirostris (great blue-spotted mudskipper), 1874 nucleotides long. RefSeq names its product ubiquitin-like modifier activating enzyme 5 (gene uba5). The record is from RefSeq and is a predicted model, not a curated record. Gene Ontology annotation, molecular function: UFM1 activating enzyme activity. Gene Ontology annotation, cellular component: cytosol; cytoplasm. Bases 125 to 1336 code for a protein of 403 amino acids. NCBI's taxonomy places the organism in Eukaryota, Metazoa, Chordata, Actinopteri, Gobiiformes, Gobiidae. Gene Ontology annotation, biological process: protein ufmylation. The transcript is spliced from 12 exons.
CACUUAUCCUCACAGCUGACUGUUGUGGAGACGUGUACAAGUUCUGCGGUGUAAUUGGAUUUAUUUUUAUGCGUGAUUACUACUCAUAAUUUGUACUGCUGGAUAACAAUUUUUUUUCAAAAGAAUGGCGACGAUUGAGGAAUUGAAACUGCGAGUUAGGGAGCUUGAAAAUGAAUUAAUAAAGUGCAAGCAAAAGCAGUGUACCGAAGAGGAUGCUUCAAACCAGUCACUCCACAGACCAAAGAUUGACAAGAUGAGUGCCGAGGUGGUCGACUCGAAUCCAUACAGUCGACUUAUGGCUCUGAAGAGAAUGGGAAUUGUGGAUGAUUAUGAGAAAAUCCGGACGUACACUGUUGCUGUGGUUGGGGUUGGAGGAGUUGGCAGUGUCACUGCAGAAAUGCUUACUCGGUGUGGUAUUGGUAAGCUGCUUCUUUUCGACUAUGACAAAGUAGAGCUGGCCAACAUGAACCGUUUGUUCUUCCAGCCACACCAAGCUGGCCUCAGUAAAGUGGAGGCAGCAGAAUACACUCUCAGAAAUAUAAACCCAGAUGUGACAUUUGAGACUUAUAACUACAACAUCACCACAAUGGAAAAUUUUAAUAAUUUUAUGGAAAGAAUCAGCCAUGGCGGCUUAGAAGAGGGGAAGCCAGUUGAUUUGGUUUUGAGUUGUGUGGAUAACUUUGAAGCAAGAAUGGCGAUAAAUACAGCUUGUAAUGAGCUAGGGCAGACCUGGAUGGAGUCUGGGGUCAGUGAGAAUGCUGUGUCAGGACACAUCCAACUUAUUGUACCAGGAGAGACGGCCUGCUUUGCUUGUGCACCUCCUCUGGUGGUGGCAGCUAAUAUUGAUGAGAAGACUUUAAAAAGGGAAGGAGUUUGUGCUGCUAGUUUACCAACCACAAUGGGUGUAGUUGCAGGUCUCCUUGUGCAAAAUGUUCUCAAGUAUCUGUUGAAGUUCGGCACCGUUAGUUAUUAUCUGGGCUACAAUGCUAUGCAGGACUUCUUCCCAUCCAUGGCAAUGAAAGCAAAUCCACAGUGCAAUGACAAUUACUGCAGGAAACAACAAGAGGAAUAUAAGAAAAAAGAAGCAGAGCGGCCCAAAGUUGAGGUUAUUGAGAAAGAGGAGGAGAUUGUUCAUGAAGACAAUGAAUGGGGCAUCGAGCUGGUGUCAGAAAUAACAGAGGCUGAUCUGCAGGCGGCUUCAGGUCCAAUGCCAGACCUCCCUGAAGGCAUCACUGUAGCGUACACACUUCCAUCUGAGGCACCUGUUGAAGGGGAAACCAUAGAUGUGGCCGAUCAGAGUCUAGAAGAACUCAUGGCAAAAAUGAAGAAUCUAUAGACAGAAGUGUAAUUUCUUACCACGAUUAUGCUUUGUUAGAUAAAUUAUUGCAAAAAAACACUGUUAUGACGGCCCACCUUUUACAAUGGUCCAUGUAAUUCAAAGAAAUAAACAAGGUAUACAGGUUACACAAUAACAAGCUGCUGAUAAUAACAGAAAACAUGAACUGGAACUUUUAACUUAUGUCAAUAAAGACGGGAAUCUUUGGCACUUAAUUCAAAACAAGUCAGUGUUUUGGCAUGUACUAGUUUAAUGUGCAGUUUUCUGUUAUGUGUGGAGAAAAUAAUGCUACAUGUUUUAACAAAGUAACGCUUGUUCAAGUGUGAAUUACAAAACACACCUAAUUUUAAUGCACAUUAUCUUUGGUUGGCAGCAUUUUUGGUAUUGUUUACAGUAUGGCAUUGUAAUUACAACACACAUUUAUUGGUGAAAUACUAAAUAUAUUAAUACAUGGUGUAUUACAAUAUCGCAUCUAUUUAAACGUGUUUUAACUUUGUUAACUGAUAUGUAACUGCAAAUAAAGAAUUAAUAAAAAUAA